GCCCCUUUUUUGGCAUGUUACUCUGAAACUCAGCGUGGAUGCAGGGAUUGGUAAAUGACUGAAACAGAAAGGAUUGAUUGUCUGCCCGAACAGGACAUAAAACAACUUCUUUUUGUGGAUUUAGGCUAGUUAAUUAUUAUUUAUUAUGAAUAACAAAAGUUUAACUUCUGUGUCGAAGGGAUGUUUCGUGUUACCAGCCAAAAAAAAGAAGAAAACAAUUCAAGAUAUAAAUGCAGGAAAGUACUUUUCGUGUUCAGAGUCAAGCAAAACUCGAUGGGAACUUUCGCAAAAAGUAUGGAUAGAUAUGGAAUGUAAAAUUAGGAAUUUACAUCUAGAUCUUACUGCAAACAUACUAUCUGAUUUGAUGGAUUUUUUAAAAAAUUCUCAUAGCUCUAAUCGUGAAGUUGGAGGAAAAAGAGCUGAAAUCCCAGCUGCUGCUCUUAUUACUGGUGUUAAUAUGCCAGAUCAUGCUGGAUUUUUUCACCAGUUAUCAGAGGAAGUUUCGAAAACAAUCACUCCACAUGUUGCAGUUUUAUGCUCCAAAAGUUGUUUGAAUAUGAAAAGUUUAAUGCGUUGCAUUGGGCAGCAGCUCAUAUUAGGAGAAGCCGAAGAUCUGCACAAUGUUUCUGUUGAAGAUACUGGGGAUCUUGAAACUGACAAAUCAAAUAAUUUUAUUUGGAAAAGAUCAGCACCAUUAACAAUGCCCCUACUUGAAAAAUGGUUUUCGCAAGCUGAUCAUUCCUUAGAAAGUAAGAAAAGAAAACAAAGCAAGAAGAGUUUGUCAUCAAACACACCUCCCAUUGUAAUUAUGCUGCGAGAUAUGGAAUCCUUUCUUCCAUAUUUAUUACAAGAUUUAAUUGCAAUGUUUAGUACAACUGUUGAUACUUUUCCAAUUAUAUUCAUAUUUGGGGUUGCGACUUCAUGGACAAGUGUGAUUGAUCGCCAACUGCCCCAUUCAGCCACUGUGCAUCUUUGUCUCGAAAAAUUUCAUUCUCCUACAGCAUCAAAACAUCUUGCUAUGAUUAUUGACAACAUUUUACUCACUUCUGGUUAUUCAUUUAAAUUAAGUGGGAAAUGCAUGCAGUUAUUACUUGAUGUUUUCCUGUGCCACGAUUUUUCUGUAACAACUUUUUUGCACAUUCUGAAAUUUUGUGUGCUUAACCAUUUUUAUGAGCAGCCAACUUCGUUAUUUUGCACAAACAAUAUCGCAGAAGCUAACAAGUAUCAUGAAAAAUUGUCUGGUUCACUUCUACAAAAACUUCGUGAUUUACCGUCUGUUAAAACUUAUUUCAAAUCUUUAACAACAAAACGAAAAGAACUUUUGCAAAGUUCUGAUGAAGAUUUUAAAAUUUUAGUGAAAAAAAUGUUGGAGGAUAUUCAUGAAUUUCAUCACUGCUUUUAUCCUGUGAUGCGUUCAUUGUUUUCUCUUUGUAAAUCACUUCCACGUCAUCCACUGGGACGUCAUUUACGAGAGCUGUAUUGCGCAUGCGAUCAUGGGCCUAUCGUUAAUUCGGAUGAAUACAAACAAGCAAAGAUGUUCUUGCGAGUAUCUUCAAGGGAUCAACUGAUUCAAAGAUUACAGUCUUGUGUUAAAGAACUGGAUGAUAUGCCACAGAAUGCAAGACCAAAUUCAAACAUUUUUGCCAUGGUUAUUGAUGCAAAGUCAGAAAUAAAUUCAGUUAUUAAUGAAUUACUACAUCCUGAAGAUCAAAAAGAAGAAGACUUGCCUCAAAAUGAAGAAGAUGAGAAUAUUGAAGAACAAAAGGAGGAUGAACCCCUUGAAAAAGUGAAAUAUGCUUAUCAGCUGAAAGAAAAUUUGAAGAAAAAGGCACAUGAAAAGAAAGUUAAAAAAAUGUCCACGUUUGAGAAACUGAGGAUCAAAGCACUUGAAAUUUUGGAUGUCUUGUUUACAAAAAUAUUACUUCCUCCAAGAUCAUUUCCGUUUCAUGAAAUUUUUUAUUUUGAUUCUACAUCAACUAUAAAACGGCAUAUGAUAGCAGCACCACGACUUGCAAUUCAAACAGCAUUGUCAGAUCCCAAUUGUUAUUUACAACAGCCUUGCUUGGAUGCUACUGAUGGUGUUAUUCCACCUUCUGCACCGGAUGUCUCCAUUGCAUACAAAUUGCAUAAUGAAUGUGGGAAAAUUAUAAAUUUAUAUGAUUGGUUGGAAGCAUUUCAUACAAUUGUAAAUUCUGGCGACAAUAAUCCACAUAGUGAUAAAGAAAACAAUCAAAAUGAAGAAAUCAACAAAUUUACUCAGGCUCGAUUUAUCAGAGCUGCGUCAGAAUUACAAUUCCUAGGUUUUAUCAAACCUACAAAACGAAAGACUGAUCAUGUCCAACGAUUAACCUGGUCGCAUACCUGAAAUCGUUAUUUAUUUGUUCAUGAUUCAAAACUAAUUUUUCAGCGUAUUCCAUUUUCAUCAAUAAUGUUCUGUUUUGGUUCUUGCUGGAGACAUUUGAAUGGUUUUGUUUAAGGGAUUUUUGAUGAUAAAGCUGCUCAAAAAUAUGAAUUAUAAAUAACAAAUUAAUAUUUGAAAUGAGAAGAUGAAAUUUCAUAGUCGUCAGUACUCUGGAAUACAGUAUCAAAUAUAAGCAUUCCAUGUUCUUGCCCAUAUAUGGGAUGAAUAUACAAUGGGCUAUUUAUAACAUUGGUGAUUCCUGCAUUUAUUUUUCGUCAUAUAUGCCUUUUCUCACUACAAAGAAAAAAUCUCACUGCAUUUUUGUGCUUAAUAAUUCACUUUAUCACUUUUUCUUAAACAGA
Messenger RNA from Styela clava, 2763 nucleotides. Its product is annotated as origin recognition complex subunit 3-like. The record is from RefSeq and is a predicted model, not a curated record. Lineage: Eukaryota; Metazoa; Chordata; Ascidiacea; Stolidobranchia; Styelidae. Gene Ontology annotation, cellular component: nuclear origin of replication recognition complex; DNA replication preinitiation complex; nuclear pre-replicative complex. Gene Ontology annotation, molecular function: DNA replication origin binding. Gene Ontology annotation, biological process: DNA replication initiation; DNA replication.